Dentiscutata erythropus is the source of this 315-nucleotide messenger RNA. Lineage: Eukaryota; Fungi; Glomeromycota; Glomeromycetes; Diversisporales; Gigasporaceae. The record is from the annotation of a GenBank genome assembly.
GUGACCUUGGUGAAGAGUCAAAUAGCCUAGAGGAUUUGCUGGACAAAUUGGAGUUUGAAGAGGAAGAUCUAGAAGAAUAUGAAAUCUAUUACUUAGAAAAAUUCAAGUUAGAUAAUGACAAAAAAGAAAUAGUAAAUAUAGAUGACAACCCUGCUGUUUACUUAACUGAAGUAGACUCUAUAGGUUUAAGAGUGGAAAAUAAUUCAGAACAUUUAAACGAAAAAGAGAGAACAAUCAUAGAUACUUUAUUAGACAUUAAUAAAGAUAGUUUUGCAGAGAAUAUAGCCGAAGAAAGCCAAACUUUAGGGAUAGGCU